Messenger RNA from Setaria italica (foxtail millet), 1215 nucleotides. RefSeq names its product protein EXORDIUM. The coding region runs from base 87 to 1046 and encodes 319 amino acids. The record is from RefSeq and is a predicted model, not a curated record. The transcript has a single exon. NCBI's taxonomy places the organism in Eukaryota, Viridiplantae, Streptophyta, Magnoliopsida, Poales, Poaceae.
AGUUCAGAACACAGUCACACUUGAACUGUUGAACACCUUCCAGGCAUCAGGCCACGCUUUAAUAUCAUCACUAUCACUAGGCUGCAAUGGCUGCAACUCGUGCAAAGGCAGUCGUGUUUGCUCUAGUGGUGCUGCUUGUGUGCUCCGCCCAGCAAUCCAUGGGGGCAAGGAGGCGCAUGGAGCUGUACCAACCCAAUCCGGCUGAUAUGCUCUCCUACCACAACGGCCAAGUGCUCCACGGUGACAUUGCCGUGUCCAUCCUCUGGUACGGUCAGUUCACGCAGGUGCAGAAGACCAUCAUCUACGAUUUCAUUCUCUCGCUGACGAUGAUGCCCCAGGCCGCCUCGCCGUCGGUUGCGCAAUGGUGGAACACCAUGGACCAGCAAUACCUGUCCAAGGCGGUGCAAGCCACACCAAAUGCCGCCGGGGAGGCCAAGAAGACCCAGGUGCUCCUCGCCAACCAAGUGUCCGACGACAACUGCUCCAUGGGCAAGUCCCUCACCCUGGCGCAGGUCACCGCUCUGGCCGCGAGCGCCAAGCCCAAGAAGGGCGGCGUCGCGUUGGUCUUCACGGCGCAGGACGUCACCGUGGAGGGCUUCUGCAUGAGCCAGUGCGGCCUGCACGGCUCGGACGCCAACUCCGGCACGGCCUACGUCUGGGUCGGCAACUCGGCGACGCAGUGCCCCGGCCAGUGCGCGUGGCCUUUCCAUCAGCCCGAGUACGGCCCGCAGGGCCCGCCACUCAUGCCGCCCAACGGCGACGUCGGCGUGGACGGCAUGAUCGUCAACCUGGCGAGCGAGUUCGCCGGCGUGGUGACCAACCCGUUCGGUGACGCGUACUACCAGGGCUCCAGCGACGCGCCGCUGGAGGCCGCCACGGCGUGCCCGGGACAAUUCGGGAGCGGCUCUUACCCGGGAUACGCCGGCAACCUGAAGACCGACCAAGCGAGCGGUGCCAGCUACAACGCCAAUGGCGCGCAAGGGAGGAAGUACCUGCUUCCGGCGCUCUUCGACCCUUCCACUUCUGCUUGUAGCACGUUGGUGUAGGGGGGAACAGCAAUGCAGGAUUGUCAGUCUUAGUUUCUCUUGCGAAGGUUGUGUAUAUAUCAGUUCAGAACUUGAGAUCAUGUGUAAUUCUUUCAUUUUUAGAGAUUCAUCAAAUUCUCUUCGUAAUAAUGUUGAUGGGGAGCAACUAAGGUUGGUCCAAGUCAAAUCA